UAACCGCCGCUGCUCUGGAAUUGUCUUGGCAUCGCCGUCGAAGUUAGUGAUCGAUAAACUAUUGCCCACGGUAUCACUGUCCAAGAUGGUAAGUGAGGCCCGGGAGAGCGUCGGCUCGGCACAGUGGCAGCUCCUGGGAAUAAUCGGGACACUUGCUGGAUCUUUUGGCUGGUUCCUUAUUUUUGAGGGGGACAGCGGAAGAGUUCCGAUGGUUGCCCUGUGUACGGGUCACAAACCCCGUGGAGAAAAUGCCCACGAAGCCCUCCAGUGCCACACCCAUGGACCCGGACUCCUCGUGCUACAAUUUGCCCAAGAAAAGAAGCAGCCCUUCAGCAGGCUAGGAAUAUAGAGUCCCAAAAUCAUAGGGAUGAAAUUUAUAAAGAAUUUCUUGAAAAAUUGAGUAAAGAAAAGUCUAUAUUGGCAAAAGUAAGGGCUGAUGAAAUGGCAUCACGAAAGCAAUUCCAAAGAAUUUUACAGGAGAUCGAACAGGAAAAAAUGAUGGAAGAAACAAUUAUGAAGGCAGAAAAGAGAAAAAUACUGAAGGCCAAGCAGUUGGAACAGGAGGAAAGGAUAGCCAAGGAGCUUGAAAGAAUAAAGUAUGAGAAACUAAAAGAUGAAAAAAUGAGACAGCAAGUCCGAGAAAACAGUAUUGAGCUUCGUGAACUAGAAGCCAAGUUAAAGGCUGCUUACGUGAACAGAGAAAGAGCUGCGCAGAUAGCUGAAAAAGAAGCAGAUCGUUUUGAGAAGAUAAAACGUGAGGCUGAGCUUUCUAAAUUAAUGAAGAAGGAAAAUGAAAGAGCCAUAGUAGAGCGGGCCAAGGAAGAACAGAAACGCGUUGAACAAUCCGUGAGAUAUCAGAAGGAUCUUGGAAAGCAAGUUGAUGAAAAUGAACAAAGGAGGCAGGAAGAAUAUGAUGAAUUCCUAAAAGAUAAACUAAGGAUUGAUGAAAUUGUAAGGAAAAUCUAUGAUGAAGAUCAUAGGGAAAGGGAGCUGAAGAUGCAGAAGAUGAGGGAAACUCAGAGGUAUGUCGAGGAGUUCCAGAAGCAGCGAGCUGAAUGGAAACAAAUGGAACGGGAAAAAAUGGAAGCCGAGAACAGAAAGAUUUUGGAGUUUGCCAAUGCACAAAAGAGCAGAGAGGAUGAACGGAUGGCAAGAGUUCGAGAACAAGAUGAGCAUAAAGAAAUGCUGUACCAAAAGCUUGCUGCGGAAAUUGAAAAACAACAGCACGAACGUGAAGAUAUGGAAAAUGUCCGUCAAGAAUUGUACCUUGAAAAAGUAGAAGAAGCUCAUAGACAGCAACAAAUUGCAGAGAUGGAAAAGCAAAUUCGUCAACGGCUUGAAUUACAGAAGACAUACCAAGACCAAAUGGUUUUCAAACAGAAGCGCCUACAGGCAGAGAAGGAGGAAGAAGAUGAGCUACGGAGAAAGAUGUUGGCCAAACUUGCCGAGGAUGACCGUAUUGAGCAGAUGAAUGCACAGAAACGGCGUAUGAAACAGCUUGAACAUAAGAGGGCUGUGGAGGAAAUCCUUGCAGAUCGACGCCAACAAUUUGAAAUUAACAGAAAACGAGAACUUGAAGCACGCCAGCAAGAAGAGAAGAGGGAGGCAGCUCUUCAGGCUGUAAUUGAGGAAGAAAGGCAGAAACUUCUCAAACUGCAUGCCAGUAAGCUGCUUGGUUACCUUCCAAAGGGGAUAUUUAAAGAUGAACAUGACCUUGAUCUGUUUGAUAAUGCCUUCAAAGAGACUUUCAAGAAAGGAAAUGCCAAUCUGUCUUCAGAUGAAGGGUGGAAUUGUCAGACCUGAUCCCAUUGUCGUAUUACAUUUCGUACAACCAUUUGGGCCUACGUAGCCAUCUCAAACAGCUCAGUUGCACUUGGAUAUAAAAUUAUAUUGAUUCCUAUUUAAUCGCUGUUGAAAUGUAUCUGAUAUGAAUAUUGAAAGCAUAUAUCAUAAAUAUUAUGAAUAAAGUUUAAUUACAAUAAAAAUAUUUUAAAAGAA
Molecule: messenger RNA, 1998 nt
Organism: Amblyraja radiata (thorny skate)
Lineage: Eukaryota; Metazoa; Chordata; Chondrichthyes; Rajiformes; Rajidae
Gene: mns1
Product: meiosis-specific nuclear structural 1
Exons: 10
Coding region: 442-1803 (453 amino acids)
Biological process (GO): cilium organization
Cellular component (GO): motile cilium
Source: RefSeq, a predicted model, not a curated record